UUUUACCUUAUGUUGGCUCUUUUGGUUGUCACAGCAAAUGGGAAUGCUUUAGAUCAUCACUGAACAAUCUUUAAUUAAAACCUGGUAUGUUAAGAUGUUGAGGUAUUUACAUUUUUUUGCAAUACUCAGUUCGGUGAGUAUUGCAAAAAACAUAACAUUUCCGUUGCAUUAUUCAGAAGUGUGAAUGACCUCUGGAUCACUUAAACAUGAUUGAGCAUGGAUUGCACCAGCAUGAACAGUUUAAAACCACGUUUUCAUGAAUCCAUGUUGUACUUCCAGGCCACUUAAUAGCUUGUUCAACAAGAGGUACUUCCUGCAGAUCCCUUAUGAGACGUGUAAAGAGAGAAGAAGCUCAAGAGUCUAUGUGCCUCCGGAUCCACCAGGCUACUUUGAUGGAUAUGUCUGGCCCAUGUACUUGAAAAACAGAAAAGCGAUGGAAGAAACUGUAAAUGACAUAGUGUUUCUGGAUGGCACACAGAAGAGCGAGACGUUGCUCUCAACUGUUCUUGCAGACAUUCAGGAAAUGUUUAUGGUUAUACAGAGAUGA
Messenger RNA from Sinocyclocheilus anshuiensis, 547 nucleotides. RefSeq names its product nicotinamide riboside kinase 1-like. The coding region runs from base 257 to 547 and encodes 96 amino acids. Lineage: Eukaryota; Metazoa; Chordata; Actinopteri; Cypriniformes; Cyprinidae. The transcript is spliced from 3 exons. The record is from RefSeq and is a predicted model, not a curated record.